Molecule: messenger RNA, 5335 nt
Organism: Pecten maximus
Lineage: Eukaryota; Metazoa; Mollusca; Bivalvia; Pectinida; Pectinidae
Product: splicing factor 3B subunit 1-like
Exons: 19
Coding region: 37-4083 (1348 amino acids)
Biological process (GO): spliceosomal complex assembly
Cellular component (GO): U2-type prespliceosome; U2 snRNP; catalytic step 2 spliceosome
Molecular function (GO): mRNA binding
Source: RefSeq, a predicted model, not a curated record
UCGUCAGUGAUAUUAUGGGAUAGAUAAUUUUGCAAAAUGGCGACGCAACCCACAACAAGGGAAGAAAUUGAAGAACAAGUGCGAAACUUACAAAAUAAAACAAAGAAUUUGUCAGCAGCAAAUGUUCCUCCUGCAGAGGAUGAUGAUGAGUCCAGAUUGGGUUUAGGAGAACUUGCACAGGAUGAUUAUAUUUAUACAACAGAUAAACACAAAUUUGCUGGAUAUGAUUUAUCAAUUGCAGCAAAUGAAGAACCAGAUGAAGAUGUUGAAGAUACAAUUGUUCCAGGGAAAUCCAGAUCAACAUAUACAGCCCCUUUGAACUUGCUAAACGACACACUAAAAGACAAAGACUAUGAUCCGUUGGCAGAUCGACGACCACAGAGAGUUUCUGAUAAAGGUGGAAACUACCGCCCUCACCUGCAGUCUCGAAUCAUCUCCCCAGAGCGAUAUGACCCCUUUGCAAACGGAGGAGAAACUCCCGAUGUUAACGCCUACACCUACGCCAAAGUCAGGGCCUCACAACUUUUGGACAAUGAAAAGAAACGACUACAGCAGCAGAUGGUGGAGAAGGCCAAGUCAGGUGACCUGCGAGUACAGAAUGGGUCCAGUGGUGACGCAGGAGUCAAGGUUCAGCAGGCAGCUCCACAGGAGAAGAAGAAACGUCGAUGGGACCAAGCCUCAGAUGACACACCGGCAAAGAAAACAAAGAGUACAUGGGAUAAGGAGGAGGCAGCGACCCCGUCAAACAGUCGCUGGGAUGAGACCCCAGGCCGUGCCAAGGGGGCUGAAACACCAGGUGCCACACCAGGACAGAGUACGAGAAUGUGGGACGCUACACCUGGACAUGCUACUCCUGGGGCUGCCACACCAGGGCGGGGUGAUAGUACCCCAGGGCACCAGGCCACGCCCAGCUCACGCAAAAACAGAUGGGAUGAAACUCCUCGCACAGAAAGGGAAACCCCAGGACAUGGUAGUGGUUGGGCUGAGACCCCAAAGACAGACAGGGGUGGGGACCUAAUACAGGAUACCCCCACACCGGGAGCUAGUAAACGACGGUCACGUUGGGAUGAAACCCCGGGGGCAACACCUGCUGGUAACAUGACCCCAGGGAACAUGACCCCAAGUAUGACCCCUGCUGGACAUACCCCAGGGGGCUCCACUCCAGUGGCCUUCACUCCCGGUGGAGGUACGCCAGGAGGAUCAACUCCGAGUGGUUUUACUCCUACGGGGAAGACACCCACAGGACAGAAGGCCAUGGCCAUGGCCACCCCUACUCCAGGCCACCUCAUGUCUAUGACGCCAGAACAGCUUCAGGCCUACACCUGGCAGAAAGAAAUUGAUGAGAGGAAUAGACCCUUGUCUGACGACGAACUGGACACCAUGUUCCCUCAGGGCUAUAAGGUAUUACAACCACCUGCGGGUUACAUCCCAAUCAGAACACCUGCUCGGAAACUGAUCGCCACACCUACACCUAUGGCAGGAACGCCUCAGGGAUUUCGAAUGCAGACGCCAGACAGCAAGGGAGUCCAGGUUGUGGAUAUGCAGCCAAAGGGCAAUCUCCCGAUGAUGAAACCCGAUGACAUGCAGUAUUUCGACAAAUUAUUGGUUGAAGUGGACGAGGAAGCCCUGUCACCAGAAGAACAGAAGGAAAGGAAAAUUAUGAAGCUUCUGUUGAAGAUUAAGAAUGGUACUCCUCCGAUGAGAAAGGCUGCGUUGAGACAAGUGACAGACAAGGCGCGUGAGUUUGGAGCAGGGCCCCUGUUUAACCAGAUCUUACCACUCCUCAUGUCUCCCACACUCGAGGAUCAGGAGCGUCAUUUACUGGUCAAGGUCAUUGACCGCAUCCUGUACAAACUGGACGACCUGGUACGACCGUACGUCCACAAAAUCCUUGUCGUCAUUGAACCUCUGCUGAUUGAUGAGGAUUACUAUGCUCGUGUGGAAGGCAGAGAAAUCAUCUCAAAUUUGGCAAAGGCGGCAGGCCUUGCGACCAUGAUCUCCACCAUGAGACCAGAUAUUGACAACAUGGACGAGUAUGUACGUAACACAACUGCACGAGCCUUUGCCGUGGUUGCCUCUGCCCUUGGUAUCCCCUCACUACUACCCUUCCUUAAGGCUGUCUGUAAGAGCAAAAAGAGCUGGCAGGCUAGACAUACUGGCAUCAAGAUUGUACAACAGAUCGCUAUCCUCAUGGGCUGUGCCAUUCUGCCCCAUCUGAAAAAUUUGGUGGAAAUCAUUGAACAUGGUCUCGUAGAUGAACAACAGAAGGUGCGUACCAUCACAGCUUUGGCUCUGGCUGCUUUAGCUGAGGCAGCCACACCGUACGGUAUCGAGUCAUUUGACAGCGUCCUCAAACCCCUCUGGAAGGGUAUUCGACAACACAGAGGAAAGGGUCUGGCAGCUUUCCUCAAGGCCAUUGGUUAUCUCAUUCCCCUUAUGGAUGCUGAGUACGCCAACUACUACACCCGUGAAGUGAUGUUGAUCUUAAUUCGAGAGUUUCAGUCACCUGAUGAAGAAAUGAAGAAGAUUGUGUUGAAGGUGGUAAAACAGUGCUGUGCCACUGAUGGUGUGGAACCCCAGUACAUUAAGGAGGAAAUCCUACCGCCAUUCUUCAAACACUUCUGGAACCAGAGGAUGGCACUUGACAGACGAAAUUACAGACAAUUGGUUGAUACAACAGUGGAAAUAGCGAACAAGGUUGGGGCGGCUGAAAUCAUUGGGCGUGUGGUGGAUGACUUGAAAGACGAGGCAGAACAGUACCGUAAGAUGGUGAUGGAGACGAUCGAGAAGAUCAUGGGUAAUCUCGGAGCCGCAGACAUCGACUCGCGACUGGAGGAACAGCUGAUCGACGGCAUUCUAUAUGCAUUCCAAGAACAGACCACAGAGGAUGUGGUGAUGCUGAAUGGCUUUGGUACAGUCGUCAACUCCCUAGGCAAGCGUGUGAAACCCUACCUACCCCAGAUCUGUGGUACCAUCCUGUGGCGUCUCAAUAAUAAGUCUGCUAAAGUGCGACAGCAGGCUGCAGACCUCAUCUCCCGUAUCGCCAUCGUAAUGAAGACUUGUCAGGAGGAACGUCUGAUGGGCCAUCUUGGCGUUGUGUUAUACGAGUACCUGGGAGAAGAAUACCCGGAGGUGCUGGGUAGUAUCUUAGGAGCCCUUAAGGGCAUUGUUAAUGUCAUCGGAAUGACCAAGAUGACCCCUCCUAUCAAGGACCUGUUACCCCGUCUCACACCUAUCCUCAAGAACAGACACGAGAAAGUGCAAGAGAACUGUAUAGACUUGGUGGGUCGGAUAGCCGACCGUGGGGCGGAGUAUGUGUCCGCCCGUGAGUGGAUGAGGAUCUGUUUUGAGCUCCUGGAGUUACUGAAGGCACACAAGAAAGCCAUCAGAAGGGCAACUGUCAACACAUUUGGUUACAUUGCUAAAGCCAUUGGUCCCCAUGACGUGCUGGCUACUCUACUGAACAAUCUCAAAGUACAGGAGCGACAGAACCGUGUAUGUACGACAGUGGCCAUUGCCAUUGUGGCCGAAACGUGCUCACCCUUCACAGUACUACCAGCCCUGAUGAACGAAUACCGUGUUCCUGAACUUAACGUACAGAACGGUGUACUCAAGUCUUUGUCUUUCAUGUUUGAAUACAUCGGUGAAAUGGGCAAGGAUUACAUUUACUCCAUAGCUCCACUACUAGAGGACGCCAUGAUGGAUCGAGAUCUGGUCCACAGACAGACAUCAAUGGCUGCCAUACAGCACAUGGCUCUGGGAGUGUUUGGUUUCGGCUGUGAGGAUGCCCUUACACAUUUACUCAACUAUGCCUGGCCAAACAUCUUCGAGACAUCCCCUCAUGUUGUCCAAGCUUUCAUGGGGACUAUUGAGGGAAUGAGAGUGGGACUGGGUCCAUCUAAAGUUUUACAAUACACAAUGCAGGGACUGUUUCAUCCGGCGAGAAAAGUUCGUGAUGUGUACUGGAAGGUGUACAACACUGUGUAUAUUGGUGCUCAGGACGGUAUGAUCCCCGCUUAUCCGCGUGUACCUAAUGACGCCAAGAAUCAUUACAUCCGAUAUGAACUUGACUACAUUCUCUGAUCAUAUCACUCAUCCUCAUGACAAAAUAACAGUUUUCACCAGAAAAUGCUUCAUCCGAUUUAUCCACAGAUUGGCGAGUUCGGAUAAUGAGUUAAUGCGAAGAUGUCUUUGUGUUGUACAACUCUCCAAGUGUGGAAUGUCUCCACUUUGUGUUAGAUGUGACAUCAACUCUCCAAGUGUGGAAUGUCUCCACUUUGUGUUAGAUGUGACAUCAACUCUCCAAGUGUGGAAUGUCUCCACUUUGUGUUAGAUGUGACAUUAACUCUCCAAGUGUGGAAUGUCUCCACUUUGUGUUAGAUGUGACAUCAACUCUCCAAGUGUGGAUCGUCUCCACUUUGUGUUAGAUGUGACAUUAACUCUCCAAGUGUGGAUCGUCUCCACUUUGUGUUAGAUGUGACAUCAACUCUCCAAGUGUGGAAUGUCUCCACUCUGUGUUAGAUGUGACAUAAACUCUCCAAGUGUGGAUUGUGUCCACUGGUCUGAAUUGAAUGUAUCUUGUGUGCAAAUUAAAGAUAAAUUGUCAGGAUUUUACUUUGAAAUUCACACAUAUAGUAAAAGCACAGUAUUGUGCAAGAUAGGAGACAUUAAAAGAAGAUCAUGGCAAGAAAAAUAAUGUUCAAACACCUAAUAAACAUAUUUCAAAGCAUAAAAAACUUUCCAAAUUCCAAUAGUAACAUCUCCAAAAUUACAAAUGAAAAAGAUGGAUUUGUUAUUAAAUAAUUUCUUUGAAUACUCCGUAUAACAGUUCAAUAGAAAGUCAAGAAUGUAAAGAUGUGCUUCUAGAGUUUCCAGUAAAAUACUACCAUAACUAGUGGUAUGUAUAUGUAUCUCCUUGUGAAACGGAACACAUUUUAUUUUGUUGGUGGUGAAGUUAUUGUACAGACUUCUGGUCAUUUAAACACUUCAGGAUUGUCAUGUGGUUUCUGGAUUUGAAUGAAGAGGAAACAUCUGUGGAAAUCUUGUAAAAAUAUACCAUGAAGUGAAUUUUCUAAAGGCUUAAAAAAAACUGUAUAGAAUAAUUGUGACAUGUGAUGUCCAGUGUGCUAUGAAGUAGAUUUUCUCUGCUUGGGCAGGCAAAGAUCAUGUUGUCCUGUGUCUAUGUACAGGCGACGGUUGUGAUGUCUGCGUACUUGACCAGGUGACAGUCGUGAUCACCAACUACCAAAUUUAGAUGAUUGUGUAACAUGAGUUGCAACAGUGUCUAUUGUUAUGAUAUUGUUAAUAAUCAUGAUGUAAUAAAUAAUGCACAGGA